CAUUAGAAAGGUAAGACUACUGAUAUUAAAAUAUGAGUUGUGUGCUUUUAUUUGUCGGAAAAAAAUUAAUUACUGUUUUUUAUAUAGUGCUUUUAUCCAAAGCACUUUACAAUAGUUAACUAACGGUAUAAACAACAUUUGAAAAGAGCAUUAAUUGGUCCGCUGAGACCCUCAGUAAUUUUCAAGUCUGCGAAAAAAAAGUUUGAGAACCACUGCUCUAGUGGUCAGCUUGCCUCACAUUUGAGACUAAGUGGGUUGUGUUUGACAGGGCUCCCAAAUAUAAAAUAUGCUCUCCAGUAUUUACUGUUGCUGAGUAUGGUAGAAUCCUGCUGUUCUUCAUUUAAGUUCUAGUGAGAUUUCAUUUUAUGAUUAUUUUUUAAUAGUAGCACCUAUAAGCAAAUGAGAUUGGGGCCCCGUUGUGGCUAGAUGCUAUACAACGAUAGAGUAAGAGACAGUCUCUGCCCUGAGGCAUUUACAGUCUAAAUAAGAUAACUUUCAGAGACAUGCAUAUGUGGCUCCACUGAUAUAAUUGUGCCUUUUGGAAGAGAUGGGAGGGGAAGAUGACGAUGGAAAAGAUUCUGAUAUGUGGAGUCUUAUAGAUGCACUUAAUGCCGUAUCUUCUGUAUUUGAAAUUUAUAUACAAAGAUGUACAAUUAUGUGCCUACAUUUGCUUCUUGCAAAUUGAACAGGUGAGUGUACAAAUCUCUCAGGCGUUCAGUUUUUAUACUCAGUUGAAUUCAAAUUUAGACAUACAGUUGUACAUGCAUUUCGCAAACAGACCUCUGCUUUAAAUGUGACCCUGAAUGUUUUGAAGAAUACUUGGCUUUUGAAUGAUUUUUUCCCCCCUUUUAAAUUUUUUUUUAAUGACCUAGAUAGUGACAGCCUUAGUAAAUGCUAUCGUAUUUUUAUGAAUUUGUCCAGAUUACGCACGAUUGGGUAUAGACCUCUUGCUGUUAUGAAAUCUCCUCCUCCCUUAUGUAAGAGUACCAAGUUCUCUGGGAAGCACAGCACUAUAUGACCACUUCCUGUUCAAGCUGCAGCUGUCAGGAUUUAUUAAUGUCUUCUGGUGGGGGAUUGUUGGCAGUAUGUAACACACACUUUAGUGCAUUUCUAUCUGGGACUAUUUGAGCUAAUUGCAGGGGAAAUCCAGUGGAUAAAUCUCUUUAUAUCUCCAUCUUUAUUGGAAGGCCAAGAAAAAGAUUCAGUAUUGUAUCACAUGAAAUGGACAUACCAUCACAAUGUAAUCAUCUGAUAUCGGCUGAAUUAACAAGGAAACCAGAAUAUAAGGAAGAUAAAAAUGAAGAUGAACAGACCGUUGCAGAAAUCAUGAGAAGGCGUUUUUCUCCUGCUGUUCUAACUAACAUAUCCUGGGAAGGUUUUCACUUUGCUGACCAUGAGAUAAAAAUUACAGAAGCCACUGAAUGUUAUGGGGCAGUAGUCUGGCCAUCGGCUCUUGUUCUAUGUCACUUUUUGGAAACAAAUGCUGAACAAUACAGCCUGGUUGAUAAAAGUGUAAUUGAAAUUGGAGCUGGAACAGGGCUGGUCUCCAUAGUAGCCACUUUACUUGGUGCACGUGUAACUGCCACGGACCUGCCUGAAGUACUAGGAAACCUUCAGUACAAUAUUCUCAAAAAUACCAAAAUGAAGUGUAAGCAUCAGCCCCAGGUUAAAGAACUGUCCUGGGGAGUUGAUUUAGAGAAAAAUUUUCCCAAGUCUUUGUGUCAUUUUGACUACAUCAUGGCUGCUGAUGUUGUGUACUACCAUCCCUUCCUGAAGGAGCUGCUUCUUACCUUCCAUCACUUGUGUCAGGACAACACUGUUAUUCUCUGGGCCAUGAGAUUCAGGCUGGACAAAGAGAACCAAUUUAUGGGCAGAUUUCAGGAAUUGUUUGACCUGGAGGUAAUUUCCAAUUUCCCCAGUUUAAACAUAACAUUGUACAAGGCAAUGAGAAAAGGCAAGAUGAUGUGAUGUUCCAACUUGAGUAUUAGAAAGUGUGUGUGUGGAGUUUGAGUUUUUUCACAGGUUCCAUGUUAAUGCUUGAUGACACCUGUAGAUUAUGCAAGCAGCAUGCCUUUUGGGAUGUCAGGGCAGCAGAUGGAUGCCUCUGUCCCCUUCAGAAGAGAGUCACUUCCCACCACCCUUUGCCUUCUCUUACACAGGGUGAUUACGAGCCUCACAGCCUUGGGGCAAGUGGCUCCUCUUCCUCAUGUUAUAAACAUUAACAAAUGGUCUUGCGUAAGAAUAGUGCAGCAUACUACCAAUUCCCUUUUAAAAAAAAUUCUCAAAUCCUUGGAGCUUUGCCUUUCUCAAAAUAGACCACUGUGGACCUCUAGCUCUGAGAGCACAACAAUACUAACAAUUGCCCUCAAGAAAAUGUUUUGCACCACUGCCUCAUUGUGGUAGCUGGAGACCAAAAAGACUUACUUUGCAUUCUUAAUUAUGGGCAGAUCACAGAAAAAAGUUGCUUAGCAUCUUUGGAAAGGCCCACUGUGACUGUCUGUAUCCCUGUGUUCACCUUUUUACAAAACUAUAAUGCAUUUUGUACGAAGUAUGCCUUGUGAGGUAUCGUUUGAAAAUUCAUAAUUUACUGAUCAUUAUUGUCCUGGUAAACUGUGUGUGACAACAUUGUAUGUGAAGUUAUAAGGCUCUACUGUAUGAGAUUUAUUGAGAGAUAUUCCAAGUCUGCAAAAGCAGGCACAAACCCGUCCCUCAGAGACAAAAGGCAAAUCGACGCCUCAGCCAGGUGUCAACAAAAUCACAUGAACUAUCACCUGGUUAAGCUGCCAUUCUUUGGUAGGAAAAAGGGUGUGAGUAAGAAAUGUACAUCUUGGCAAAUAAAAAGCUGCAGGUUCCAAUCUCCUAAGACCUUCUGUCUUCUGAACCUCAGCUGGAGAUAAUUUUCAAAAUAAAAGAGAACCAUAAGAAAAGGGAGCAGAUGCCUCAGAAUACUCCUCUCUUUCUCUCUACCCAUGACAUCAACAACACCUGAAAGACAAGGAAAGUAACACUGAACCGGGGAGGGGGGCUAGGGGAAAGAAUCCUGGCCAACUGAAAUCCAGACCUUAAGACUGCUCAAACAUGUGGUGAGAGAGACCUCUGCUUUGAAUUAAUUUAGCUUGUUAAGUUAGAUGUUAAUUGCGUUUUACCUUUUAUUUUCUUGUAACCAGUUCUGACUCUUAUGCUUCAUU
Molecule: messenger RNA, 3188 nt
Organism: Chelonia mydas (Green sea turtle)
Lineage: Eukaryota; Metazoa; Chordata; Testudines; Cheloniidae
Product: protein-lysine methyltransferase METTL21E
Exons: 5
Coding region: 1222-1968 (248 amino acids)
Biological process (GO): peptidyl-lysine methylation
Cellular component (GO): cytosol; cytoplasm
Molecular function (GO): protein-lysine N-methyltransferase activity
Source: RefSeq, a predicted model, not a curated record